Guyanagaster necrorhizus is the source of this 1644-nucleotide messenger RNA. RefSeq names its product UDP-glucose dehydrogenase. Gene Ontology annotation, molecular function: NAD binding; UDP-glucose 6-dehydrogenase activity. Gene Ontology annotation, cellular component: nucleus. Gene Ontology annotation, biological process: glycosaminoglycan biosynthetic process. Lineage: Eukaryota; Fungi; Basidiomycota; Agaricomycetes; Agaricales; Physalacriaceae. The annotation marks the transcript as partial. The transcript has 7 exons. The record is from RefSeq and is a predicted model, not a curated record.
UCAUGGCUCCCGUCCAAGUCAAGAAAAUCUGCUGCAUUGGUGCUGGAUACGUUGGCGGCCCAACAUGUGCAGUCAUCGCACUCAAGUGCCCGCAGAUCCAGGUCACCAUCGUUGACCUCAACCAGCAGCGUAUCGAUGCGUGGAACAGUCCUAGUUUCGACAUUCCUAUCUACGAGCCCGGUCUGGUCAACGUCGUGCGGCAGUGCCGAGGCCACAAUCUCUUUUUCUCGACGGACGUUACCAAGGGCAUCCAGGAGGCCGACCUCAUCUUCGUCAGUGUCAACACUCCGACUAAGAAGAGUGGCGUUGGGGCUGGAUUUGCGGCUGACCUCAACUAUGUUGAGCUCGCGACGCGCCAAAUUGCCGCCGUUGCUACGUCUUCGAAGAUUGUCGUAGAGAAGUCUACUGUCCCGUGUCGCACGGCCGAGUCUAUGCGCACGAUCCUUGAGGCUAACUCCAAACCCAACUGCCGCUUCGAUAUCCUAUCUAACCCCGAAUUCUUGGCAGAGGGCACUGCGAUUACGGAUCUUUUCAGCCCUGAUCGUGUCCUGAUCGGUUCUCUGCAGACACCGGAAGGUAGGGAUGCUUGCGAGUCGCUUACACAGGUGUACGCCAACUGGGUCCCGAAGGAUCGCAUUCUCAAUGUCGGCUUGUGGUCUUCUGAGCUUUCCAAGCUCGCUGCCAAUGCUAUGCUUGCUCAGCGUAUCUCUUCCAUCAACGCCCUCUCCGCCAUUUGCGAGGCUACCGGUGCCAACAUUGAUGAAGUCGCUCACGCUGUUGGGUACGAUUCACGUGUAGGCCCCAAGUUCCUCAAGGCGUCCGUUGGAUUUGGUGGAUCUUGUUUCCAGAAAGAUAUCCUAAAUUUGGUUUAUCUCUCUGAGAGUUUGCACCUGCCGGAAGUCGCGGCGUACUGGCGGCAGGUGGUGGAGAUGAAUGAGUAUCAGAAGGCCAGGUUCUCAAAGAGGGUCGUGGACACUUUGUUCAACACCAUCACCGGAAAGAAAAUUGCAGUCCUUGGCUUCGCAUUCAAAGCCGAUACUGGCGAUACCCGAGAAUCCGCAGCCAUUACACUCAUUAAAAAUUUCCAGAAUGAGAAGGCCAAGGUCAGCAUAUACGAUCCGCAGGUCCCGGAAUCGCAGAUCUGGAGCGACUUGCUGGAGGUGAACCCUGGUACACCGCUGGAUGCCAUCAAGAAGCAGGUGACAAUAUCAUCCUCUGCUAUUGAGGCAUGCAUGAAUGCUGAGGCGGUGGUGAUCGCGACCGAAUGGAAUGAGUUCAGGUUCAUCGCAUGGGAGGAGGUGUACUCGCAUAUGAACAAGCCGGCAUUCGUGUUUGAUGGACGGAUGCUGGUCGAUGCGGACAAGCUGAGGGAGAUCGGAUUCAAGGUGACUGUUAUUGGUCGGGGUGCUGUAUAAUAUUUUUAGAAGAGUAGACGCAUUGACUCUCACGAACUUUCCAUUGCUCUCUUUUUAAUAUACAUCCUAGGAAAGCACAUAUAGGUAUGGGCAGGACUAGACACUUUAUCAUACCUUUUCUCUCCUCGUCCCUCGGAUGGUAAUACAUGGGGCUGUUUGUAUUUAAUUUUCAAUGCAUGUUGUCGUUCUCUUCCAUACACUGUACUUAUAGCAGACUGCAGUCUCAUGC